UAUAGGCAGUGCUGGUACGCCUGUCACUUUUAAUGAAAACGGAGAUGCUCCCGGACGUUAUGAUAUCUUCCAGUAUCAAAUAACCAACAAAAGUACAGAGUAYAAAGUCAUCGGGCACUGGACCAAUCAGCUUCAUCUAAAAGUGGAAGACAUGCAGUGGGCUAAUAGAGAACACACUCAGCCAGCAUCUGUCUGCAGCCUGCCCUGCAAGCCUGGGGAAAGGAAGAAAACCGUCAAAGGGGUCCCUUGCUGCUGGCACUGUGAGCGCUGUGAAGGUUACAACUACCAGGUAGAUGAGCUCUCCUGUGAACUUUGCCCUUUGGAUCAGAGACCAAACACCAACCGUACAGGCUGCCAGCGUAUCCCCAUCAUCAAACUGGAGUGGCAUUCUCCCUGGGCCGUGGUGCCUGUGUUUGUUGCAAUACUGGGGAUCAUCGCCACCACCUUUGUGAUUGUGACCUUUGUCCGCUAUAAUGACACACCUAUUGUGAGGGCUUCAGGACGGGAACUUAGUUAUGUGCUCCUAACAGGGAUUUUUCUCUGUUAUUCCAUCACCUUUUUAAUGAUUGCAGCACCAGAUACAAUUAUAUGCUCCUUCCGACGGAUCUUCUUGGGACUUGGUAUGUGUUUCAGCUAUGCAGCCCUUCUGACCAAAACAAACCGUAUCCACCGAAUAUUUGAGCAGGGGAAGAAAUCUGUCACAGCACCCAAGUUUAUUAGUCCAGCAUCCCAGCUGGUGAUCACCUUCAGCCUCAUCUCCAUACAGCUCCUUGGGGUGUUUGUCUGGUUUGUUGUGGACCCACCACACACCAUCAUCGACUAUGGAGAACAACGGACACUGGAUCCGGAAAACGCCCGAGGAGUGCUCAAGUGUGACAUUUCUGAUCUCUCGCUCAUUUGUUCCCUUGGAUACAGUAUCCUCUUGAUGGUCACUUGUACUGUUUAUGCCAUUAAGACGAGAGGUGUUCCAGAGACUUUCAAUGAAGCCAAACCAAUCGGAUUUACCAUGUAUACCACCUGCAUCAUUUGGUUAGCUUUCAUUCCCAUCUUUUUUGGUACAGCUCAGUCAGCAGAAAAGAUGUACAUCCAGACAACAACACUUACUGUUUCCAUGAGCUUAAGUGCUUCUGUGUCUCUGGGGAUGCUCUAUAUGCCCAAGGUUUAUAUUAUAAUUUUUCAUCCAGAGCAGAAUGUUCAAAAACGCAAGAGGAGCUUCAAGGCCGUGGUGACAGCUGCCACCAUGCAAAGCAAACUGAUCCAAAAAGGAAAUGACAGACCAAAUGGCGAGGUGAAAAGCGAACUCUGUGAGAGUCUUGAAACCAACACUUCCUCUACCAAGACAACAUAUAUCAGCUACAGCAAUCAUUCAAUCUGAAACAGGGAAAUGACAAUCUGAAGAAAUAUGGUAUGUGAUCUUAAACAAUGAACAUGAGACCACAAAAACURACUCCUGGAGAUCUCCAUAGACUACAACCAAUCAAAUCAAUAUUCAGUCUAGUAAGGAACAAAAAUUAGCCAUGAGCCAAAAGUAUCAGUAACGGGGAAUGAAGAACCCCGCUUUAUAAAACACAACCAAUGAGUGUCAAACUAAAGUAUUGCUUCCUCAUGAGAAGUUAAAAAAAAUCACAAAAGGAAAACUAAUGUUAGCUUGUGAAAAAAAAAUAUGCUGUUGAAAUAAACCAUGUCUGAUGUUAUUCUUGUAAGUAUUUUUCUGUGAUUGUGAGAACUCCCAUUCCUGUCCCUCAUUGUUCAACUUGUAUAAGAUGAGUCUGUUUCUUGUAAUGGCUGACCGGAUUGAAGCCCUGGGUUGUGCUAAAAAAUAAAUGCAAUGAUUGACGCAUGCAAUUUUUUAUACAAAUAAUUUAUUUCUAAUAAUAAAGGAAUGUUUUGCAAAUGUU
Urocitellus parryii (Arctic ground squirrel) is the source of this 1898-nucleotide messenger RNA. The record is from RefSeq and is a predicted model, not a curated record. NCBI's taxonomy places the organism in Eukaryota, Metazoa, Chordata, Mammalia, Rodentia, Sciuridae.